AUGGGCAGCUCUUUGUCUACUCCCCAACAGAAAUUUUUAAAAGACUUAAAAUUUCUCCUCUCCUCCAACAAAUUGGAAGUUCCGGAGGGUGAUUUGAUACAGCUUAUUCUGGCCAUUGAUGAGCAUUGCCACUGGUUUCCUGCAGAUGGGACUUGGGAAUUGAAACAUUGGGACAAGAUUGGGGCACAUUUUCAUGGGCACCCCAGCAUUGGUAUUCGGAUUCUAAAUGCAUGGUGCAAGGUUCGUUACGCCAUGGGCUCUUUAUCACCAAAAAAUAUCUCCAUGGCUGCAUUGCCAACACAACCUCCAGCUUCCUUAGUCCAGCCUGCUGUGUUAGCGUCUGUUCCGAUACUUGCUUUGCCAGCAGCCCCAGACCCCAAACCUCCAGACUACAGUUCCUCACCAGAGGACCCAAUCCUGCAAAAACACUGUGGUGUGGCUGGCAAUGAUCCUGCUCUUUCAGCGGCAGAACCAGCUACCCCUUUUCAACGUGCAGUCCUUGCCUGUUCCUUAAUUCAGGAUACUAUGGCAUUCCCUGUUAUUGUGCCCCCUGCUGGCGCUCCAGCAGGAACCCAAGCCCAACACCAACCUUUUGACUUUAAGAUUUUGAAAGAGCUGCAACAGUCAGUAAAGGCCAAUGGACUCCAAGCCCCAUAUACGCAGGCGCUUUUAGAAGCCACAUUAGCCCAGCUCUUGGUUCCAGAGGACAUCAAGCUUUUGGCCCAUACAGUGUUACCCCCAUCAGCUGGUGUUUUGUUUGCCCACGAAUGGGAAACUGCCUGCCGUGCUUAUGCUCCGGCUUUGUUACAACAAAUCAGAGGAAAUAAUCCAAAUAUUACCCUCGCAGACGUCAUAGAUGCCAUGAUGGGGUGUGGUCCCUUCGUUCAGGCUUCAGUGCAAGCCACACUGCUGCAAAUCUUAUUGAGGGACACCACUCUUGCUGCUAGAGGUGCUGCACAUGAGCUGCAUCUGGCAGUGUUUGCCUUCCUAACCAUUUGCCUUGCCAUCCUUUGCUGCACCGUUAUACAAGGAAGAGAAGCCACUUUCGAACUAGAAGAACAGCGUUGUUGA
Molecule: messenger RNA, 1071 nt
Organism: Podarcis lilfordi (Lilford's wall lizard)
Lineage: Eukaryota; Metazoa; Chordata; Lepidosauria; Squamata; Lacertidae
Source: the annotation of a GenBank genome assembly